This is a messenger RNA of Colletes gigas, 1915 nucleotides long. It is a transcript of the gene Caf1-105, whose product is annotated as chromatin assembly factor 1 subunit B. NCBI's taxonomy places the organism in Eukaryota, Metazoa, Arthropoda, Insecta, Hymenoptera, Colletidae. Gene Ontology annotation, cellular component: nucleus; CAF-1 complex. Bases 326 to 1915 code for a protein of 529 amino acids. Gene Ontology annotation, biological process: nucleosome assembly; DNA replication-dependent chromatin assembly. Gene Ontology annotation, molecular function: protein binding. The transcript is spliced from 6 exons. The record is from RefSeq and is a predicted model, not a curated record.
AUUUAGUAAGAGAGAAAAGAAACUGUAAAGGGAAAUACUGAAUGCUACAAUAAUAUCUAUUUCCUUACGUCUGAAUUUUUUUUAUAAACGCAACGAGACAAUGUAUAUAUUGAUAUUUAGCAUUUCUUCAAGAAAAUACUAAUCGUUAUUUUUGUAACUUUAACGUUGCUUAUUUUGCUAUGUAAUAAUAUUGAUUGCGUGUAAAAAGAAAUGUUAUAUUUUUUUGGCGGGAAAUGUGACACUCGGAAAAGGUUAGCCAUUGAUCGAUCUUUUUGUUAUUAUUACUGUAGUUUUACGUAGCGGCAUUAGAUUUUCGUGUAAAAUUAUGUGGUGCACGACUCCCGAAAUUUCAUGGCACAAUCGAGAUCCAGUUUUAAGUAUCGAUGUACAAGUUGGAAUUUACGAAACACCGAAAGGUGAAAUUUUCUGGCGGAUUGCAACCGGUGGUGCCGAUUCGCACGUCUUGAUAUGGCACUUAACAAUAAACGAAAGAGGCGGAGCUACGGUAAAAUGCGUAACAGAUUUAGAGCGACAUCAAAAAGCGGUAAACGUAGUACGGUUUUCACCAUCGACAGAUAUUUUAGCUUCGGGGGACGAUGAGUCAACCAUUGUUUUAUGGAAACAAAAGGAAGACUGCGAAUUUCACAUUCUUGAUGAAACUGAAAGUAAAGAACAAUGGGUAUCUUGGAAAGUCUUAAGAGGGCAUCUUGAAGAUGUUUAUGAUAUCAGUUGGUCACCGGAUUCUAAUAUGUUAGUUUCCGGUUCUGUGGAUAACACUGCAAUUCUGUGGGACGUACACAAAGGAAGAUCCAUGGCUAUAUUGUCCGAUCAUAAAGGUUUCGUACAAGGAGUUACCUGGGAUCCAUGCAAUCAAUAUAUAUGCACAAUAAGUACAGACAGGAUGUGUCGUUUAAUUGAUAUAAAUACUAAGAAAACCGUACAACGAGUUUAUAAAGCUAAAAUUCCAACACUGACCAACCAUCCGCUAAAAGAUAAAACAGUCCGACUAUUUUAUGACGAUACCUUUAAAUCAUUCUUUAGAAGAUUGACAUUUUCAUUAGACGGAAUGUUAAUUAUCGUACCAUCUGGUAUAAUCGAGCCAGUAGAAACUACGGAAAGGAUAUCAAAUGCAACAAUAAUUUUUUCAAGACACAAUUUGAAAGAACCUCUUAUGUUGUUACCCUCUUUGGAUGAAUGCACUAUAGCUGUUCGAUGUUGUCCUAUUUACUUUAAAUUGCGAGAGAAUGGCCCGGAAUCUGUGAUAACAUUACCUUAUAGAAUUGUGUUUGCUGUUGCUACACAACAUUCUGUAUUAAUAUACGAUACUCAGCAAAUUUCACCAAUUGCUGUAAUAUCCAAUAUUCAUUAUACUAGAUUAACUGAUAUUGCAUGGUCAAGCGAUGGUAAAAUUUUAAUAGCAUCUUCAACAGAUGGUUACUGUUCUAUAAUACACUUUCAAAAAGGUGAACUAGGUGAUGAGUAUAAAAGUGAAAAUAAUACUCUAGUAAAACUUGCCCUUGAUAAAAAUUCUAAACGGUCUCCAGUAUCGAACAGUAGUACUAAAAAAAUAUCUGAAAAUCCUUUGCCAAUCAUUAACACGGAUAGUAACGCAAUGGAUAUCGAUACCGUGCGCGAAGUAAAAAGUGUUUCCAAUAACCCGGAGAAUGUAGUAGAUGAAAAUAAAAAAUUAUUAAAUGAUACUACUAUUCAAGAAAAAAAAUUAAAUAACGAAGCAGAAGCCGAAGAAACUGAAGAUAUUCAAUUAGUUUAUACCGAAGAGAGUACUAGUGAAAUCGCAAAAGUAAAUGCAAAGGAUACAUCAAAAAAUACGGAAGUACCUUUAAUCGCUUCUAAUAAAACACCGCGUAGGGUAAAGUUAAUUACUCUUUCCAGUCCAAGGGGGCAUAAAAAAUAG